Messenger RNA from Cucumis melo (muskmelon), 1987 nucleotides. Its product is annotated as F-box/LRR-repeat protein At3g26922-like. Gene Ontology annotation, molecular function: protein binding. NCBI's taxonomy places the organism in Eukaryota, Viridiplantae, Streptophyta, Magnoliopsida, Cucurbitales, Cucurbitaceae. The transcript is spliced from 6 exons. Bases 247 to 1674 code for a protein of 475 amino acids. The record is from RefSeq and is a predicted model, not a curated record.
UCUGAAGACGACAGCUGUCCAGUUCGUAGUUCGUACCAUUGAUAUUCUUCUGGCGGGAAAGAUUUUGACGGAGAAGAAGAGUUUGGUUUGAAGAAGUAAAAUGGGCUAUGGAUUCUUCUUCCGAACGAUUCCAUUUUCUCCUUCUUCACUUUGAUAUUCGGCUUUUGCUCCAUAAUUCCAACGUAUAAACUUCUCCUUUCACUUCCUCUGCACUUGACUCAAAGAAGUCGAACAGGUUAAGAUAGAAUGAAGCGAAGCGAUCGCGCGGCCUCCGGGAGGUCAGAAGCGAAGAAGGCAAAGGAAGUUUCCCUAAUUUCUACGGAAGAGUUGUGUUUACCAUUUGAAGAACCGGAGAAAGAGAGGUGUGAUCGUUCAGUGGAUUCGAUCAGUAAGCUGCCGCAAGAUAUUCUUGUUUUCGUCCUUUCUCUUCUACCACUGAAAGAAGCAGCGAGGACCAGUACUUUGUCACAUAAGUGGAGAUGCUUGUGGUCUUAUAUCCCUUGUCUGAAUUUUGAUGCUCAGAAGAAGUUACUUGAUCUGCAAUUUACAGACGAGAACUUGAAAAGUGAGAGACAACAGUUCGUAAAAUGGGUGAAUCGCGUCGUUGAUUCGUACAAGGGUGCUAAUUUAGAAACAUUAAGAAUUCGGUUUAAUUUGGAUUCAAGUUUUCAAUGUGAUAUUGAUAGAUGGGUCCAAUUUGCAAUGCGGUGGAACCUCAAGAUGUUUGAGUUGGACUUAUCGGAUAGUUAUGGUUCUGGAAUUUAUAGUCCUUGCUCUUUUCCACAAUUAUCUGAUGGACCAGAGGAGAACUUCCCAAGAGUUAUGUUUUCUAAUUCUAGUUCUCUUACAACCCUGAAGUUGAUAGCUGUUAAUGUGGGUGGAGAAGCUCUGGAGUGCUUUUUAACUAACUGCCCUCUUCUUGAAAUAUUGGUCGUCGAGUAUUCUCAUUGUCUUGUGAGUCUUAGAGUUGUUGGUGCAUCACUUAAAUUAAGGCAGUUAGAAGUAUGCAUGUGCAACUACCUGGAGAGUUUAGAAGUUUCUGCUCCAAAUCUUGAAUCUUUUAAAUACGUUGGACCCUGGUUAAGCAUGCCUCUAAAGAACACGCCCAAGCUCCUUGAGACAUAUUUUGGAAGCGAGUUUGGUUUAGAGAUAAUCGACAACUUUUUUCUGCUCUCGAGCUACUCUUCACAACUGCAGAAACUUAUUUUGGACCUUGAGGUUGACUUCAUGGAAAACCAAGGAUCUCGCGAAUGGCCUAUUCUACCAAAUCUAAAGGAACUGAAGUUAAUAGUGAUAGCUGAAGGUCAUUCUUCCCUUAUUGGCUUCACAUCCCUGAUAAAAGCAUCUCCUUCCUUGCUGAAGUUCACACUUAAGUUGGACUAUCUCGAUAUGUUUGAACAGCGAGCACUACGCAAGGUGAAAAGAUUCCCUCAUCAACAGAUCAAAGUGGUAGAAUUGGCUGGCUUUGUUGGGAAACCAAUUGAUAUGGAGCUUGUCCAGUAUUUCCACAAGAAUGCCGUCGCACUUGAGGAGAUUAUCUUUGAUACGCGCAAGCCAAAAUAUAUGGGAACUAUAUUUGAAAAGAAACAAAAUGCUGAGACUAUAGCAGGUAGAGAGUGUGCAAACGGUCUUCGAUCGAAACUUUUCUCAGGAGUGAAGGUAACAAUCAUUUAGGUUUGGAAUCAAAAUUCUUCGAUGGUAUCGGUGUGUAUAUAGAACUAUCUUUUUGGCACGGCUGAAGUUUCUUUUGGAGGAAGUUAGUAUAUUAAACAGUAUGGAAAGCUCAGCCUGCAGUCUAUUUUUGUUAUGUGCAUCCAAAGAAGUUGGCAAUGGGACACUCUUCUAACAAAUAAUUUGGCCGUUCGAUUCUAUACUUUUCAUCUACCGGCUUGUCAUUGUAGUUUAUUGAACCUCUUUCAAAUCAAACCUAUUUUGAAAUGGAUAGAAAUAUGCUUCAACAUAGUGAAAUUAUCCUCAAUUGUACUUA